AACGCACCUCCUCCUCCUCCUUCGCUAAGCUAGUGAGCUGCAAUAACAGCUCCAUCUGUUAGAGCGGCUGAACACCGAGUCCAGCAUCGGCCUGCAGAGCAGAGAGCAUGCUGCACCCGCAGAGGUCCCUGUCCGAGCUGCCCAGGAUGUCCGCGGCCAGCCAGGUGGAGACAGCCGUCCUGGAGGAGGAGUUUAACUGGCUGCUAAGAGAGGAGGUGCACGCCGUGCUAAAGCAACUCCAGGAGAUCCUCAAGGAGGCCUCCAGACGUUUCUCCAUGCCCUCACCAGGCCUGGAAAGUCAGCUGAAGCAGGAAAACUUCAUCCUGGGCAGCUCAACCAUGGAUCAGGUGAAAGGGGUGCUGACUCUGCAGGGAGAAGCUCUGACUCAGGCUGACAUUAACCUGAAGGUCGCCAAGAGCAGCCAAGUCCUGCAUUUUCAGUUCAGAGAAGACAAACAAUGGAAGCUGCAGCAGAUACAGGAUGCCAGGAACCACGUGAACCAAGCUCUGCUGCUUCUGAGCAGCCGCGAUGAGACGUACCAGUUCAAGACUGGAGCCGAGGUCAACAAGCUCAUGGACGCGGUGAUGUUGCAGCUGACCAGAGCACGGAACCGCCUCACCACCCCUGCAUCCCUGACUCUGCCAGAACUUGCCACCAGUGGACUGAUGGUACGGAACGCCAUGGGAAGGCCGUUCACACCCUGGAGCAUGCAGGCGGCAGCAUCAUGCUGUGGGCCUGCUGUUUCCUCAGUAGGAAAGGGAGAGCUGCUGCAACGUUCUGGACGCUGUCUUCCCAGUGAGCUGAACAACAACCGCUUUGAGGUGAGCCAUGUUCACAAAGUGGAGUGUGUGGUGCCAUGGCUGAGCGACACGCUGGUCUUCUUCACCAUCUCACUGCAGCUGUGUCAGCAACUCAAGGACAAGAUCUCCGUCUUCUCCAGUUUCUGGAACUACAGGCCGUUCUGAUCCAGUCCGUCCUGCAAAAACCGGAUCUUAACCAAACUAACCAAUCGAGUGUAAGGGAAAUGCUGCAAAGCUUUUAUUUUUUAUUUUUAUAUGUAUUUAUCACACAUUCAAUCAGCCUGAGGUGUUGCACGAUCAGCGUACGCCACUGGACAUCAAUAUUCAACGUAUGUAUUUGUGUCAGGCCCGCAGGCUGACACGCCUCUACCGGUAUCUGGCAUCACUAAUCAACUGGAACGAUUGAAUGUGAAUGUUAUUUAAAAAGCAGCUUGUUCCUGGAAGUUGUCCCAGGUUAACACUAAGCAUCAUCACAGCAGGGGGGGGUAUCACCGCCCUUCCUGCAACGCUCAGUCUGCUCCUAUGAAGAGUCAGUUCAUGUCUGGAAGGUGAAACCUUCAGAAGCACAGAGAAAUCUGCUGCUUCGUCUUCUCCGGUCAGUGAACGCUGCUCCUUUAAAGGACUACUUCCUGUUUUUAAACAGAGAUUCUGUGAUGUCAUCAGUAACCUGCAAGGGGAGUGAACCAGUAGGGCUCC
Molecule: messenger RNA, 1496 nt
Organism: Cyprinodon variegatus (sheepshead minnow)
Lineage: Eukaryota; Metazoa; Chordata; Actinopteri; Cyprinodontiformes; Cyprinodontidae
Gene: rogdi
Product: rogdi homolog
Exons: 9
Coding region: 108-965 (285 amino acids)
Cellular component (GO): RAVE complex
Source: RefSeq, a predicted model, not a curated record